AAAUUUGGUGAGGAUGAUUUUGACCAGGAAAGCGUGUCAAAUGUUCUAGAAUCAUUUGUGUGCGAGGUGUAUGCCAGGAAUAGCAAUUGCCGAACAUUUGGGGAACUGAGAUGGGAACUAUUCAGAACCAAGAAUCUUGAGUCGGAAAAGUUGCCACCCACUCUUGGAGCACUGACACCGCACAUUCAGAAAGCCAAUGCUAUAUCGGCAAUCAACAAAGGCUACAGAGACCCACGCCCGCAAACACCACUACUGACUGAUAAUGGAUGGGAGACAAUAUCCGAUGGCACAAUUUCUCCAAAGAAAUGUCUUGAACCACCUGCACCUGAGUCAGUUGAAGUCAGCUUGUCAAGUGUGGAUGUCGUAGUGAGUGCAGUACAGCUCGUUGUUUUUGCCACAAGAAUAACUUACCCUGCACACCACUUUGCAAAUGUGGUCACUGCAGCAACGCUAGUGACUUUGACGUACCAGAUCAGGAUGGAGACAUUGAUGAAUAAACAGGAUAGAUGGACAUAUUAA
This is a messenger RNA of Paramuricea clavata, 519 nucleotides long. NCBI's taxonomy places the organism in Eukaryota, Metazoa, Cnidaria, Anthozoa, Malacalcyonacea, Plexauridae. The record is from the annotation of a GenBank genome assembly.